Closterium sp. Naga37s-1 is the source of this 1626-nucleotide messenger RNA. NCBI's taxonomy places the organism in Eukaryota, Viridiplantae, Streptophyta, Zygnematophyceae, Desmidiales, Closteriaceae. The record is from the annotation of a GenBank genome assembly.
AUGGCGUUUGUUCCUUUUCUUAGCCGCCUCAAAGCCAUGGUUUCACCCGCGCGCGCCGAACCGCCCUUCCCCGUGGAGCGCCUCCCCGACGACGUUCUCGCGCUCGUCCUCCGCUCGCUCGCGCAGACCUCCUUCCGCCACGCGCUCGUUUCUAAGCGCUGGCUCCGCCUCGCCACGUCCGCGCUCUCCCAUUUUAACAUUGAGAUACAUCAUCCCGAGCACUACCGCAACGCGCAGCUUGCAUGGCUCCCGCUCCCGCGCCUGCUUUCCGCGCUGCGCCGCUUUCCCACCCUCACGCACGUGUCGCUGGGCGAGUUCUCCAUCUUAUUCGCCGACGGUGACGCGCUCUUCCAAUGUCUGGCCGCCACGUGUCCGAGGCUGAGCCAUCUAACCGUGGAGCAUCAGCUUCGCAUGGCGGUUACAGUAGACGGCCUCGCGUCGCUCUUCCGUGGAUGCCGCAAGCUCAGGGAACUCCGGCUGCUCACCACCGCCGGCUUCCCGCAUCUUCCGCCGUCCCUUUCGCUCCUCACAGAUCUCCAAACCCUCCACGUGUGCGCGCAUGCUCAUUCUGGCAAAGACUCGUUACAGGAGCUCGUUUCGCCGCCCGAGAGCAUCGGCGCGCUGCAGCAGCUGCGAGAAUUGCGGGUCAAUGCGGGAGCGUCUUUCCAGGGACUCGGGGAGUGCGUGGGUCUCCUGAAGAACCUCCGCAAGUUGAGUAUCAGUAGUGUGUUCUCAAGAACCGUCACAGAGCUUCCCGACGCGAUCGGCGACUUGGCUCGGCUGGAAACCCUAGAAAUCGAGCUGGACGGGCUCGAGUGCCUUCCGGAAUCCCUCCAACUGCUGACCGGGCUGAAAACCCUUUCCAUCCAAUCAAAGAAUUUACCAUGCCUGCCCGAGAAUGUUAUGGCGGGGCUGACGCAGAUGCAGUCUCUUUCCCUCCACGCCUGCGAUUCCAUCGGGAUUCUCCCAGAGAGCAUCUGCUUCCUCCCUCUCUCCUCCCUCUGCAUCUCCUCCUGCCCCUCCCUCACCUCACUCCCACACCACAUCGGCGCCUUGUCCCACCUGCAAACCCUAAAGCUCCUCUCCCUUGAUAAUAUCCGGGAUCUGCCCGAAAGCCUGGGUAAUCUACCCCGGUUGAAAACGCUCGAGCUGGUCCUGCCCACGCUGCAGCAUCUGCCCGAGAGAUUUCUGGCUGACAAGGCGGUCAUCGGUGCUCUCUGCACUGCUGCACUCUUUGCCGUUAUGGUGCUGAUCUCCCAACCGCUUCUCACCAUGCGAGACCGGAUAGAACCGUCCUCUGCUGCCACGCUCACUGCCACCGGUGCAAGAAGUGGCAGUGCUUUUGUCGUGUCGCUGCUUCUUGUCGUGGUGCUGCUGCUGAUAUCACAUGUGCCCAGUGCGUGGCUCUAUCCAGCCAUGCUGCUCGCUGCUGCUCUGCUGGUGUUCUCACUCCUAUAUGCUGCUGCCUCUGCCCCUUCUGCUGGCCCUGUUUCUGCUCCUAACUUUCCCGCUGCCUCUGCCCCUCCCGCUGCUCCUGCGAGCGGAUCUACCGGUACCCCUGUCUUCGAUUUUGCAGCAAACGGCACAGAACAACACCCAGGCCUAGUUUCCCUCACCAUACUUUAA